Parasteatoda tepidariorum (common house spider) is the source of this 966-nucleotide messenger RNA. RefSeq lists its product as uncharacterized. Gene Ontology annotation, biological process: N-glycan processing. The record is from RefSeq and is a predicted model, not a curated record. NCBI's taxonomy places the organism in Eukaryota, Metazoa, Arthropoda, Arachnida, Araneae, Theridiidae. Gene Ontology annotation, cellular component: glucosidase II complex.
UUAACAUAGCACAGAAACGAGUAACCGAAAGUGUAUCAAGUAAAUAAACAAACUUGAUUAUUUCAAUGGGAAAAUGAAUAUACCCAUUAGAUCUCCAACAAUAUUAAAACAUUUAUUGUUAUAAAAAUAUUUAUAUUUUCGAUAAAGUUGUUAUAUUUUUUCCUAUGUAAACAUUUAUCGUUAUCUUCCUACGUUUGGGACUUUUAAUGUUCUGCGGCUGUUUUCAUGAUACGACCAAAGAUCCUGUUUUGUACAACUUGCAAAGUCUUUGGACAUUCUAAGAAGUGAUGUUUGGGCGGCUCCGAUGUCGGUAUUUCUUUCUAUCCAGGCGCUACCUAUUUGUAACUGCAUUUGUAGUUGUGAUUUUUCUUUUGUAUCAGUUCAUGUCAGUGAAGCAAUUGAGUUAUGAACUUUCUAAGAGAAAACCCAGGCUUCAAAAAAAUUUUAGAAGUUAUGAAAAAGCAGAAGCUCCCAUCCAGAGAGAAAUAAUCCCCAUUGAAGAAAAACAGACUGCUGCAAUUCAAGCUAAAAGAGUAAAAUUUGUGCGAGGUGUUUUGCCAGAAAAACAGAAAUUCUAUCAGCCUUCCAAUAAGAAUACUUUUGUGUGCUUAAAUAGCAGAGAGGAAAUCAGUUUCUCUUUUGUGAACGAUAACUUUUGUGACUGCUCAGAUUUUAGUGAUGAGCCUAGUACAUCAGCAUGUAACUAUGGAAGAUUUUAUUGCAAUCACCAAUCCAAUCGUCUGUCAUCUGUAGUAUCUUAUAAAGUAAACGAUGGAGUGUGUGAUUGUUGUGAUGGCAGUGACGAAUGGGAGCAGAAUUUCAUUCCUCCACACGUGACUCUGCAAAGAAGUCAUCAAAAGGGAUUGUUCCAAGCACCUUGUCCCGAUCAUUGCUUAUCUUAAAGUUUUUUAAUGGAUUGCAAUGUUUUUUGUUCCUUGUUACUAUAAAUAUUAUCUGUUUUGUUAA